AUGAUACGAAUCACUUCACGUUGCCUUUGCCCACCAUCUCGAUUCGCGUCUACGAGUAGUAUGCAAAUGGAUGAGUCUCCCUUCAAAACGAUGCUCAAUACGAACACUGUGCCCAGCGACGCGGAAUGCGAUGCCAUCCACGCCUUUCUCGCGUCGCACACCACAAAACUCGCGGAGCUCGACGCGGAGACUGCCCGCUUGCGGAACUUGCUGAAUACUGUCGUCCUGGAGCGCAAUCACCUUCAAGACUUUGUUGAUGCCCACAAGGCGCUUGUGUCGCCCAUGCGACGGGUUCCUGAGGACAUCUUACGCCUUGUAUUCCUCAAGACGCUCCCGGAAGAUCGUGGCGCGGCGAUGCACCCGAGUGAGGGCCCGCUGUUGCUUUCGCGGGUGUGCAGAUACUGGCGGGACCUGGCUCUGGCGACGCCGCAGCUGUGGUCGUCAAUCCAUAUCGUUGUCCCACAUCAUUCGGAGUCGGACAGGGUACAACAAGUGGUGACAAGUCUCGCCAGGUGGCUUGAAAGGGGUGGCGCCGCGCCGCUGGACGUUUCGCUGCAUCGGUCGCGGCCGCAGUGGCGUGGAGAUUUACAUGUGAGUGCGGAGCUACAGAUGGAUGCCGGUUCCGGGCCCGGACCGUUUCCACUGUUUUCUGCUCUUCUCGCCGCUUCUCCGCGCUGGCGUGACAUGAAGCUGCUGCUUCACUAUUUCAAUGACCAACAGGCCUUGACAGUGCUCCAGGCGCACGAUGUACCACAGCUUCGCACCAUCGACCUCUUGCCAAUCCACCAUGUACAGCUCCCUUUCUUGGCCACACCCAGUCUGCGCCACCUGACUACCGAGGGCCGUAUGCCACUGUUUCCCGAAAACAUUGCAUGGCACAAUCUUGUGUCCCUGGAUAUCCAAGCGAUGUACAGCAUGGACCAACCUGCGCCUGCUGUGUUUCCAUUCCCCUUCUUACCGCACUGCGUUUCGCUGGAGAGACUAGCCGUAAGUAUUGCGGGCGGUAACCCGCUCAUUCCUGGGGGCGUUGACGCCUUUGCGCUGCCGAGGUUGACUACCCUCGAUAUUGGCGUGUUUGAUGUAAGCGUCAACGUGUCACCCGCCAUCGCACUUAUCAGUACCCCCAUGCUGCACACUGUGGAAAUCGCCCAGAGCCUAUUCACUCCUGACAUCCUACGCCAUAUGAGCCACAUCCGCCACCUCGUGCUCUCGAUCCAUGACAUGCCUACAGAGAUGCUCACCACCGCCCUCCGGCUCGUCCCCGGGUUGGAGCGCCUCCGGCUGAUCGGAGAGCCAACACGGCCUGCUGAUCCACUGCCUGGCUUCGGCUUCCCCCACCUGAGGCAGGACCCCGAUUAUCUCGCCCAGCUCCUCCCGGGGCCGGAAGGCGCCGUCUGUCCCGCGCUGCGCCACCUUGAGUUAGCUAAUGUUCGGUACGCCGCCGACACGCUUGUCAUACGUCUCCUCCGCGCGCGCACGGUCGAUGUCCUGCCUGGCGCGGGGAUCGCGCGCUUGACCGAGUUCAGCUGCAACUUCUCGCGCGGGCCGGGCCUUGACAUCCGGGCGGCGCUGGCAGACUGCUCGGGCCUCAAGCUGCGCACUACAUACCACCAUGUGCACCAGUGGCCUGGGUACUCGGCGCUUGAAGGGACAGAGCGCGACCCCGCCUUAUCCGAGGGUUCUUUUAGUGUGGACGACCGUGACACUAUAUGGUGGGACAUGCCGUGA
Molecule: messenger RNA, 1728 nt
Organism: Mycena indigotica
Lineage: Eukaryota; Fungi; Basidiomycota; Agaricomycetes; Agaricales; Mycenaceae
Product: F-box domain-containing protein
Exons: 2
Coding region: 1-1728 (575 amino acids)
Source: RefSeq, a predicted model, not a curated record